Molecule: messenger RNA, 3191 nt
Organism: Hemibagrus wyckioides
Lineage: Eukaryota; Metazoa; Chordata; Actinopteri; Siluriformes; Bagridae
Gene: rftn2
Product: raftlin family member 2
Exons: 9
Coding region: 391-1695 (434 amino acids)
Source: RefSeq, a predicted model, not a curated record
UUCAAUCCAGCCACGAGUUUGGGUUUUUGUUUUAACUCUGCCAGAGCUUUUUCGGUACGGAAGCCAUUCCUUCACCUUUGCUGUAUAGUUUGGGGUUAAAAAGAAUUAUUAAGCAUAGAAAAACAGAAGCGCAGCUGGAUAUAACUUCUUUACACAACUUUUGAUUGUUUUACCAUUUUGUUGAGGGAGAUUUUCCGGUCUGUAUUUUUUUUUUUUUUUUAAUCUAAACACUUUCCGUUGUGUUAUUUGCGUGGUCCGGUGUUUACAGAGCCGAUAAUGGACAAUUAGGCUCGUGCCCGAAAGCGCGCUCCUCUGCGCGUACUCGGGAGUUGGUUCGGUGUCCCAGGUUCGGGUUCUAGAGUGCGCGCUCACGCCGGAGAUUCCGCCACGAUGGGAUGUGGACUGCGGAAACUAGAGGAGCCUGAGGACAGCAGUCCGGGCAAAAUUUACUCCACCCUGAGGAGACCGCAAGUGGAGACCAAAACCGACACCGUGUACGAGUACGUGCUGCUGGACUUCAGCUUAGAAGGCAGUCGCCCCACCGUGCAGUACCUGUCCUCUCUGUGUGAGCUGCCUCAGGCACUGCAGCCCUACUACACUCAGGGCUACGUGCUGGUCGCCUUGCAUCCCAUCAUCCUCUCUGUUGGCCGGACACGAUCCCUGCCCUGCAGCCUGCUCUACCGGGCCAUCCUGACCAGACAACGACCAAGUAAGCAUGCCGUGGCCAUGGUUCACAGUGUGCCAGUGCUGAGGGUUGAGGAGUGGCCACUGCCUGGAGAUUCCCUGACCAGCAACACUGUGAGAGCGCUUAUAGACCGGGUUAACUGUAAUGCUCGGGGAGGCGUGCGCUUUGUGGGAUCUGUGCUCCAGCAGGCAGGAGCAGGGCGGUGUAACGGCCGAGUGGCGAGUCCCAGGCGGAGCUGUCGCUCUCCACCACACACUCCACCAGGAGACAGAGACAUGGAAGAUGGUGGAUAUAGUCCAGAUCUGAGAUUGCUGGUGCUGUUUCACUCCUGGGCUCCGGGCUGUGCUCCGCUGGACCCGCUAGCCUGCAGCUACCACCAAGGAGCACUCUCCAUGCGCGUGUCCAGGAAGGGCCAAGUCGUCAGCAGUCUGGAGGCUGAUUGGCUCGAGCUGACCGCAGCUUACUACCGCAAAGGCUGGUCAUUAGUGGACUCUUUCGUGUACUGGGAUACACCUAAAGGUGAUCCUGUGCCCAGAUCUUUAGAGGGGCUGUUUGUGUAUGAGGAGAGAAGCCCUGCAUCUCCUGCCAAUGACACCAUCGUUGUUGAGCAGUGGACUGUUAUUGAGGGCUCUAAUGUGAAGACUGAUUACGGGCCACUCCUUCACACUCUGGCUGAGUUUGGCUGGUUACUGACGUGCGUGUUGCCCACGCCUAUCAUUCGCCACGACAGUGAGGGAAAUCUUGCCACCAAACAAGUGGUGUUCCUGCAGAGGCCUGUUAAAACCUCCUCAAUCCGACAGAACAGCCAGGGGAGCUGCACUCGAAGAGAGAAGGCCAGCCACUCGAUGAAUAGAGGGACGGGAACGGCUCACCCAGAAGAGCUUUCCCCUGGUUCAGGAGGUGUUGUGGGAUUCCCUCUUUUUGGAGGAGGUUAUCCUAGCGCUCUGUCACAGCUUGAGGAUGGCGGCUUCGAGCAGGACGAAGGGGCAGCUGAGGUCACCUGUAUGUGACCGUCCCACACAAUGAACAGUCUCAACAGAGAACUGGAUCCAAGAUGCUCAGCUCUGUGCUAUAAAACUUUUUUUUUUUUUUUUUAAUCAUUAACAAUUUAGGUUAAGCUUCCUUAUUCCUGUAUGUUUUUAUCUACAUAAACAUUUAGCACUUUUGAUAUUUUUUUUUGUAAAGACACAAUUUCUUAAUGAGGUGGAUAUCAGCUCAUAUUUUCUACUUUUUACAGCUACACUUUGACCAGCUGAAUAUAGCACACAUCUAUCCCACUAUCAUGUUAUUCUCUUAAAGGCUUCCAACACACAUCUGCACUGUUUGCACAGUUCUCACUUCCUUUUAUUCGUUCCUGAUCUUCACUAAUUACACAUCAGUCAGCAUCUCUUCUCACUGAGGCUCAUCUCGGGCUCCUCUUCGGCUUGCUCUAGGAUGCAAACGAUUAUAUUUGUUUCGGACUUGCUUUUUAUGGUACUGAGGAUGCCCAGACUUUGCAGUCAAAACAGUCAGGGAAAAAACCAUCCUUUUUUGGAUUUAAAAAUUUUUUUUGUUGUUUUUUUUAGGCCAGACCAUGAAAAAGUACAUUUUUCAUACACCGUGGCCCUAAUUCAUCCCAUCUGGAAAAAAAUAAAACCAACUGAAGGCUGCUUAUCUCAGAUUGCAAUUUUGAGCUCGAGUGGUGCUAUACAAGGGCUUUUAUUAUAUAUAGAAUUAUGAUUUUGUUGUUGGCUCACAGUUCAAAAAGGUGACAUUAAGCAUGUUGUAGUUCUUACACAAGUUUAAGAAAGCAGUGUUAAUGUAAACUGUUUUAGUCAAACAACAGUGUGAGAGCUAACUACACACUCGUUCACUUUAAUAUUAUAGGUUUCAGGUGUUGUGUUGUUGGCUGAAUCAAAGCGUGUGUGUGCCAGAGUACUGACUAUGUACAGCAGCAUGAUGGCAUGGAUUCUGAAGGCUUUUAACAUUCUACGUCUUAUACUUUUAUUUGAAUCUCAUGGUGACCGUCACGAUCUUGCUUUAAAUUACUCUAUAGAGGAAAAACAUGUUGUAGAAUAUUAUAAUGCUGUAUAUAGGAUUAAUAAGCCAUGAAAUGCUGCAGUCUUUGUUUUUUUCUGUAAUAAGAUUUUUGAUCAGUAUAAUCUACCAUUGACAGUAUUUUAUGUUUUAAAUAAUGUAACUCAACAACUUGUUGGAGUGAAUAUUUUAUUAAAACAGUUAUUCCCUCAUUUCACUUCUCAUUUUAUUCACAUUUGUUCUGCAUAUCUAUUCACAAACAUGAAAAGCUACUGAAUCUAUCUGCUAGUACACUGAACGGUUCAGCUCAGAGCCAGCUCUGGGUAUGAGGUGUGUUUUCUUACUAUCAUAAUGAAAAUAUCUAACUUUAGUUCAUUAAAAAAAAUUGAUUAGAUAAAACACCUCCACCCACAAAAUAACUUAAGAAGUAAAGAAAGGGUGAAUAUCACCACACUUGUUCAUAGAGUGAUGGGGGAAAAAAAAAAGCAAA